Molecule: messenger RNA, 2023 nt
Organism: Carassius auratus (goldfish)
Lineage: Eukaryota; Metazoa; Chordata; Actinopteri; Cypriniformes; Cyprinidae
Gene: rh50
Product: Rh50-like protein
Exons: 2
Coding region: 132-1574 (480 amino acids)
Biological process (GO): ammonium transmembrane transport; ammonium homeostasis
Cellular component (GO): plasma membrane
Molecular function (GO): ammonium channel activity
Source: RefSeq, a predicted model, not a curated record
CAUGUGGAUGAUGUAACUUUAAGUUUUAGCCAAUGGCCAGCAUUCUGCUUAUCAAACUACAGUAGAUAAAAUAAAUAAGUGUUACAGAAAGUGAGGCAGAGCUGCUGGCUGUGUGCUCAGUUACAGUCAAAAUGAAGAAUAAAUCUACCAAUCUGCGUGUGCGGCUCCCUGCACUCAUUUUUGCAUUAGAGGUCCUGAUUGUGGUUCUCUAUGCAUUCUUUGUGACAUAUGAAGAUGAUGCUAAUGCACUUCUACAGAACAACCAGACAAAGCCAAUGGAGAACUCAUUGUAUCAGAACUAUCCAUUUUUUGCUGACAUUCAGGUGAUGAUAUUUCUUGGAUUCGGCUGCCUUCUGGCAUUUUUCCGACGCUAUGGAUUCGGUGGAAUGGUGUUUAACUUCCUAAUCGCCACAUUUACCAUUCAGUGGGCCAUUCUGGUGCAGGGCUUCUUUCAGUUUUACUCUGAUGGGAAGAUUCAUCUUGGUGUGCUGAAUCUGAUCAAUGCUGAGUUUGCCUGUGCUGUCGUGCUCAUCUCUUUUGGAGCAGUGUUGGGGAAGACGAGCCCUGUGCAACUCUUGAUCAUGGCCUUGCUGGAGAUCCCUGUGUUUGGGAUCACAGAAUGGGCUGUAGUGAAAUACCUGAAGAUCAACGAUGCUGGUGGCUCGAUCCUCAUCCACAUUUUCGCCUGCUACUUCGGACUGGGUGUCACCUUUGUCCUGUACAGGCCAAGUCUAAGCGAGGGACAUCCAAAAGAGGCGACAAGUUAUCAGUCAGACGUGCUAUCUGUAAUGGGAACCCUGUUCCUCUGGGUGUUUUGGCCCUCUUUUAACUCAGCAUUGACUUUCAAGGGUGACGACCAGCACCGAGCUGUUCUCCACACAUUUAUAGGUCUCAGUGCCUCUACAAUCACCGCCUUUGCUCUGUCCAGCAUGCUCAGCAAGAACGGCAAGAUCAGCAUGGCUGAUGUACAGAACGUUACGUUGGCUGGUGGAGUAACUGUCGGUGCUUCGGUGGAUAUGAUGAUUUCGCCGGUCGCUGCUUAUGUGCUGGGCAUCUUGGGAUGCAUUGCAUGCAUGCUGGGGUACAAAUACCUGAGCCCGUUCCUGGCUCGCCGGCUGCGGUUGCAGGAUCAGUGUGGCAUACACAACCUGCACGGCCUGACGGGACUGAUUUCCAGCCUAGCCGGAAUCUGUGCCAUCCUGCUGGCGACCGAGGAAACGUAUGGCCCCAGUCUCUACCAGACCUUCUCUCAUCGGGCCCCUCCAGAAGGAGACCCUCUGCUAGCGAAGCUGCAGGAACUGAUCCCGGAUCUGGAAGCGGGUUUGGGUCGGACCGCACAGGAACAGGCCCUCUUUCAGGUGGCUGCUGUAUUCGGGACUAUUGCAGUGGCGGCAGUCGGGGGUUUGCUGACUGGUGUGGUACUCAAACUACCCUAUCUGGCUUCCCCCAGUGAUGAGAAAUGCUUCGAUGAUGAGCUCUUCUUUAAUGUUCCUCAAGACUACAACUGUGUAAACGGACCGCAGGACAUAUGGUCCUGUGUUCUCAAAGACACAAACAAAACUGAUGCUGAGUGAAGCAUGAAAAUGAGGAAUAAGUGUAAAUGACUGUUGUGAACUUCAGCACUGAGUACAGUGUAACUAACUAACUGUAAUUGUAUUGACCCCCCCCCCACACACACUUUUCUUUUUUUUAAUAUAUGAUAUAGAAUGAGUUUUGUAUACGGCGUAUCAAAAUAUAUAACAUGUAAUGUUUGAUUUUGAUAAAAUGUUUAUUUGUAGAAUAUAUUUUAUGGAUCAUCUAAUUCAUUGAUACAUUUCAGAUUACCCUUGUGAAAAAGAAGUAUGCUGCUCUUUAGCAAAAUAAAAAAAAAGAGUUAUUGAACAAUAUAUACUUUAAUGCAAGAUUUUGUGUUAUUUGCAACUGAAUUAAAAUAGUUUACAUUUAUUUUACAUGUAAUAGCUGAACUUAAGUAAGUUUUCUGACCCAAUUAAGUAGGAAUUAAAUGCAUCAUAACUUCAUAAUU